ACAGUUGCAUUUAAUUUUUUGUGGCUCAGACUAGGGGAGCAUAAUCUCUUUGAUGCAUCUUCUGAAAGAAAAUAAGUCUCCUAAAGAAAAGUCAUAGUCUCACCAGAGAGGCUGCCAGACCCCUACCCCCACCCCUGCCACCCUGAGUCAAAGUAGUUCAGUGUUUUCUGUGUGGGAGAAGCAGAAAGUGUGAGUGAAGCAGGAGUAGGACUGUUUUGCAUAACCUUGUGCCUUCACCCACAGAAAAGGGGCUGCCUUCUGCAGCAACAGAGCCUGGAGCUGACGGGCAGCCUGCGCCACCCUGGAUCACCGUCACUCGGCAGCAGCGGCAAGGGGCCCCAGACCAGCCACCCAGCCAGGAAGACAAGCCUGGAGCGCGGACCCCGAAGUCUGAAAUGGGAAAGCAAGCUCAGGCGCCUGAGAGAGCCCAGGAGCCCAUGAAGCAAGCUGACUUUGUCCGCAGCAAGUCUUUCCUGAUAACCCCUGCUAAACCCGCUGUGGAACGGAGGCAGGGGGCAAAGGUCGCCCUCAAGGAGGGGCUGCAAAGAGGCAUCUCAUUGUCCCAUCAGAACUUGGCUCAGUCUGUAGUGAUGAUGGAGAAGGAAUUGCACCAGCUGAAGAGAGCCAGCUAUGCCAGCGUGGAUCAGCCAUCCUGGAUGGAACUUGCCAGAAAGAAAUCUCAAGCUUGGAGUGAUAUGCCCCAAAUUAUAAAAUAGGUCGGCUGUGUGCUGGUAAAGAAUGUCCACUACCUUGACGGGCCACUUGGUUUAAAACUGCCAGUAAAUCAUGGCAAACAAACUGUGAAACUUAAGAUUGAUUUUAUCAUCAGGUUAGGACAAGCUCGGGGAAGAGGCAGGAACCAACAAAACAAAGAGGACAAACACACAGCCAUAAUCCUGGGCCAGAGGGGCCCAAAGACAAGAGCAACAUUUUAAAAGUCCAACAAUGAGUUCCUGUGCCCAGAGGUGUGAAUUCCUUUGAUAGAGAGGCCUCAGACAAGGAAGAAAAGGGAAGUGAACUGAGAACGCAAACAUAGUUCUCCUGCAAGACCGGAGAAGCCGAUUCAGGAGGACAGGUGUCUGCACUCCCACCGGAGACCAGCCACGUCUGCCCCGCUGUCUUGCCUGUGGAUCCCGUCUUUUAUGUUUACCACCAGGCAUGGCGUUUAUGGUAAACCAGGGGUGCCGUUUCCAAGAGCAGCUAUAGAACAAUCUGUUUUCCUGAAGGUAGCCACUCUGAGGAGGAAGGAAUAUAAUGGCUGUUUCCAAAAAUAAUUUUUAAACUUUUCAAGUAGGCAUCCGUGUCCUUAACCAUUGCACAGUGAAUUGCCUGUUUAAUAAAAGGUUUCAAACAUG
Galeopterus variegatus (Sunda flying lemur) is the source of this 1355-nucleotide messenger RNA. RefSeq lists its product as uncharacterized. NCBI's taxonomy places the organism in Eukaryota, Metazoa, Chordata, Mammalia, Dermoptera, Cynocephalidae. Bases 396 to 716 code for a protein of 106 amino acids. The record is from RefSeq and is a predicted model, not a curated record. The transcript has 3 exons.